Messenger RNA from Cinclus cinclus, 534 nucleotides. It is a transcript of the gene SCOC, whose product is annotated as short coiled-coil protein. The transcript has 4 exons. The coding region runs from base 6 to 368 and encodes 120 amino acids. Gene Ontology annotation, cellular component: trans-Golgi network. NCBI's taxonomy places the organism in Eukaryota, Metazoa, Chordata, Aves, Passeriformes, Cinclidae. The record is from RefSeq and is a predicted model, not a curated record.
CAAAAAUGGAGUUACCUUUGGAUGAGGAGGAUGGCACGUUCACCAGCAUUUCCUUGGCAGAUGAUUCAGAGUAUCGCUCAAGAAAACGCUCUUCAAAAGUGGAAAGAGCCCCUACUACAAUGAUGAACGCCGAUAUGGAUGCUGUUGAGGCUGAGAAUCAGGUGGAAUUAGAAGAGAAAACACGGCUUAUUAAUCAAGUUCUGGAACUGCAGCACACACUUGAAGAUCUCUCAGCACGCGUAGAUGCUGUAAAGGAAGAAAACUUGAAACUGAAAUCAGAAAACCAAGUUCUUGGACAGUAUAUAGAAAAUCUGAUGUCAGCAUCUAGUGUUUUCCAAACAACUGACACAAAAAGCAAAAGGAAGUGAAGGUUGACUCACAGAUUAUGUCAUUGUAUUGCUGCUGUUUUGGUUUUUGUUGUUUUAACUGGCAUAGGCUACACUACAUAAGCUAAAAUACUUUAGUUUGUGGCUUACUGGAUUCUCUAAGAUUACAAACUUUGGUAGUAAACAGAAUUAAGAGCAUUAUCAUGAA